Messenger RNA from Lepidothrix coronata (blue-crowned manakin), 7101 nucleotides. RefSeq names its product synaptopodin 2 (gene SYNPO2). Bases 211 to 4041 code for a protein of 1276 amino acids. Gene Ontology annotation, molecular function: actin binding. Gene Ontology annotation, cellular component: Z disc; nucleus; actin cytoskeleton. The record is from RefSeq and is a predicted model, not a curated record. Gene Ontology annotation, biological process: positive regulation of actin filament bundle assembly. Lineage: Eukaryota; Metazoa; Chordata; Aves; Passeriformes; Pipridae. The transcript has 5 exons.
GUGGGCUGAGCGUCGGAAUCUGACGACAGAGUGGGCUGAGCCCUCGGGCCGAGGGAGCUCUUACAUUCUCCUCAAUGACUACAUUUGCUCGUGCAGUUCCCAGCAGCAGCAACAGUGUGGUGCUCUGGCUCUCCAGCUCUGCCUGGCAGCUGAAAUCUCCAGCUCGCUGAACAUCUGCAAGACAAACUUCCCAUGUUCUCCUGUAUCUGAAUGCUGCCUGACUGCACCGGGAACAUGGGCACGGGGGAUUAUCUCUGCAUUGCUAUGAGCGGAGGGGCGCCUUGGGGCUUUAGACUGCAAGGUGGCAAGGAGCAAAAGCAGCCUUUGCAGAUCGCCAAGGUUCGCAGCAAAAGCAAAGCAGCCAAGGCUGGGCUGUGUGAGGGGGAUGAGGUGGUGUCCAUCAAUGGCAAGCCCUGUGGAGACCUGACCUAUGCUGAAGUCAUUGUUCUCAUGGAGAGCCUGACUGACGUCCUGCAGAUGCUUAUCAAGAGAUCCUCCAGUGGAAUAAAUGAAACCUUGAGUGCUGAAAGAGCAAAUGGAAAGCCCGAGAACAUAAAAAAUGAGGACUAUAGGGAGAACACCACACUGCAAAUUAACACAGCGAAAGAGAUACCCCGUGGAGACUUAUGCAUCACAGAGAUAUACAGUGGGACUCACCAGGGAGCAGCAGAAAGCAACGUAAACUUUUCUGAGACAAAACAAGAGACCACACAAAGCCACAGAAUUACUCCUAAAGUGAUAGGCACCUCCAAAGUGCUCGUGGCAGACGAGGCUGCUCUCAGAGGGAAGACAGAAGAAAGAAGGCCAGGGACUGUGGUUGAGCUGCAGUUGUCCCUCUCCAAUGACACCCACAAGGGCACCAGUGCUCCUGCUGUGACUCUCCUGGGAGCAGAGAAAUGCCCCCCUUCAGCAAGAGGAGCCAGUGUACAACAGGAUGGGACCAGCCCCCUCAUCACAAUUCCCCUGGGUGUGAAAGAGGGCAACGUCCAGUGGUCAAACAAAGUAGUCCAAUUUUCCAGCAGCAAAGAGGUCAAGAGGAUCCAAGGUGCAGUUCCAUCUAUCCCCAGGGUGGAGGUGAUCUUAGACUGUUCAGACAGGGAGCAGGAAGCACCCAGGUCUCUGUCUGAAAGGGGGUGUGUUGAUUCUCAAGCAGAAGGAGGGCAGUCAGAAGCACCUCCUUCCCUCCUCUCCUUUGCAGUCUCACCAGAAGGCACAGAGCAGGGAGAAGACAACAAGCCCUCGGAAAAGGAACACAGACCUCUCAAGCACAGGGCAAGGCACGCAAGGCUCCGACGAAGCGAGAGCCUGUCAGAGAAGCAGGUCAAGGAAGCCAAAUCUAAAUGUAAAAGUAUUGCACUGCUGCUAACAGCAGCUCCCAACCCCAAUUCCAAGGGGGUGUUGAUGUUCAAGAAGCGCCGCCAAAGGGCGAGGAAAUACACUUUAGUGAGCUACGGGACUGGGGAGUUAGAACGGGACGAAGACGAGGGUGAGGAGGGCGAAGGUGAAGAGGGGGACAAAGAAAACACCUUUGAAGUGAGUUUGCUUGCAACCAGUGAGUCAGAAAUAGAUGAAGAUUUCUUCUCUGACAUUGAGAAGGACGGUAAGGUUGUGACCUUUGACUGGGACAGUGGUCUACUCGAGGUUGAGAAGAAGACAAAGAGUGGAGAGGAGAUGCAGACGCUCGCAGACAGCACAGGGAAAGGGGCCCUCAUGUUUGCCAAGAGACGGCAGAGGAUGGAUCAGAUUACGGCUGAGCAAGAGGAGAUGAAGGCCAGCACAGUGCAGACAGAGGAACACAGGGAAACCACCGUGACAGAGAACUUCCAGAAAGUAAGCUCUUCAGUCUAUCAAUCAAAGGAGGAGGAAACAUCGAGACAGCAGACCUGCGUGAGCAAAAGCUACACAGACGUGAGCCAGAACCACAGCAAAAUGGUGCAACAAAAUGGCUUUGGCUUAGCACCAGGCACAAACCUCCCUUUUCAGUCCUCUGGAGCCCCCAGAGCACCAUCUUUGAAUAUAACAGCUAAACCCUUCCCUUCUGGGGUUCAAAACCGAGCAGCUGCACCAUUUUCACCCGUAAGAAAUGUCACCAGUCCUCUUUCAGAUGCAGCAGCGCCGCCUCCCUACUGCUCUGUCAGCCCACCAGCCGAGGCCUUCUACAGACCUGUCUCAGCUCCUGUGGCCAGCAAGGCUGCCCCAAACAUGUGGGCACCCACGGAGCCCACGGAACACAUAGCAUCCAGGGAUGAAAGGAUUGCUGUGCCAGCCAAAAGAACUGGCAUACUGCAAGAGGCAAAGAGAAGAAGCACUUCAAAACCCAUGUUCAACUUCAAAGAUGCACCCAAAGUAAGUCCCAAUCCCGCCCUGUUGUCCCUUGUACACAAUUCAGAGGGCAAAAAAGGUGCUGGAGCUGGUUUUGAGUCAGGACCUGAAGAAGACUACCUCAGUUUGGGAGCAGAAGCUUGCAAUUUCAUGCAGACUCAAGCAUCUAAACAAAAGGCCCCUCCUCCUGUUGCUCCAAAACCUUCACUCAAGGUCUCUCCCUCUGCCGGUGCUCCAGUUUCACCGGUUUGGUCACCUUCAGCUGCGGCUGCUAACAAGGCUCCUUCUUUCCCAGCACCAGCCUCACCUCAGGCAGCAUAUCCCGCACCACCGAAAUCUCCACAGUAUCCUCAUUCUCCCGCCCAUCCCCCAAGUACUCUCAACUUAGCUGGUCCUUUCAAAGGGCCCCAGGCGAGCCUGGCAAGUCCCAACUAUGCCCCAAAGCCAACCCCAGUCACACCAAGUGCCGGGGAAACGAAGCCACCCUUUGAGAUGCCACCGGCCAUGAGUGGGAAAGGAGCACAGCUGUUUGCCAGGAGGCACUCCCGGAUGGAGAAGUAUGUGGUGGAUUCAGAGACUGUGCAGGCAAACAUGGCACGAGCCCCAUCUCCAACUCCAUCUUUGCCAGCUUCUUGGAAAUACUCAUCCAAUGUCCGAGCGCCUCCACCUGUUGCUUACAAUCCCAUCCACUGCCCAUCUUACCCUCCUGCUGCUUCCAAGGCUUUCUCCAAGUCUGCUGCUGCCGCCACCAAAAAUACAAAAAGAAAACCUAAGAAAGGUCUCAAUGCUUUGGAUAUUAUGAAACAUCAACCUUAUCAACUCGAUCCCUCUUUAUUUACUUUCCAACCUCCUAAGGAAAGCCUUGCCAUGAAGCAGACAUCGAAGCUGCCCCCUUCCAAGCAAGCUCUACCUUUGCCUACCUUCCUCCCACCCGGUGCUGGCUCUCCCACCAGAGCCCGACCAUCUUCAGUGUACUCCGUGCCAGCCUACGGUUCCCAACCUCCGUUCCAGUCAAAUGCCUCUCUCCCAGUAAACGAAUCAUAUUCACCUCCAGGCUACUCUGCAUUUUCUAAGCCAGAAACCACCACCCCCUCUUUGUUUACUGCUCCGAGGCCAAAAUUUUCAGCCAAGAAAGCUGGAGUCACUGCACAGGGAAUAAGCAGUGGCCGCUCAUUAUCACUUCCUGGGAGACCUUCUGCGUUCACCCCUCGAGCCAUGUCUCCUACUUCUCCUCUUAUAUUCCAGCCUGCCCCUGAUUACUUCAGCAAGCCAGACACAGCAGCUGACAAGCCUGGCAAAAGACUGACUCCCUGGGAAGCAGCAGCACGAUCUCCCCUUGGCCUGGUGGAUGAAGCUUUUGCCCCCCAAAACAUGCAGGAAUCCAUCGCUGCCAACGUGGUAUCGGCUGCCCGCAGGAAAAUACUUCCUGAGCCACCAGAGGAAUGGAAACAAAAGGUUUCUUAUGAGCCUCCAGCCCCAAGUGGUAGUGUAGCCUUGCUGGGGGGGAAGCAAUCAGGUGUUUUGUCACCCCAAAAAAGCUCCCUGUCUGCCCUCAGUGCCCCCUCCCAGGCUGGCUCCCAGCUGCAGUAUCCUUACUGCACCCAGCGCUCCCAAACGGAUCCUGAUAUAAUGUCCAUGGAUUCCAGGUCUGACUAUUGCUUGUCAACAGCUGAUUCAAACUACAACCCACAGCCAAGGGGAUGGAGACGUCCAACAUGAGCAGCUGAAGGGCCUGGUGUGUUUUGCCUUCUUCCAGCUCUAAAAGUCUUAAGAUUUGAGUUGGAGAAGGAAGGUUUCUUGCUGGCCUGAGGAUCUCCGAACUAAAGAAAUGAGGAGGCAAAAUUGACUGGAGCACAGUUUUCACGUGACUGCAGAGCUUGCAGCCUCUAGAAUAGACUCAGUUUUACACCUAGGAUUGUUCUGUUUGUCAAAAGGCAAAAAUACACAUUUCUUGGGGUGAAGGGGAGGGGAUGAAAGUGGGGCGAUCAAUGUGAUUGAUGCAAAAAUCUGGAAAGGAUGUAGAAGGUGACAGUACAAGGGCUUGCAGUUGAGCUAAUGUGAAAAAAAAAAAAAGGUAAAAUAAGGGCAUUUUAAAGGCAAAAAGUAUUUCACAAGACCUUGUAGGUUUUCUAGGUAUGUUUGACAUAAGUUCCAAGGUACUAAAUAUAGUCAGAUUUGAAAAAGUUCCAAUGGAAGUGGAAUACUUCAGAGCACUGGCUUAUUUGCCAUAUGUUUUCUUUACUGUGUUUUUAUAAUGAGCUAAGAAAGUAGAUCAGUGGAUAUUUUUACUGUGGCAACAGCUAAAAUACAUCUGUGGUCAUGGUACCUGAACCACCACAAUAUGUAGAUACAGGAAAUCUUCCACAGACCCCCAUUUCAGAUGGAUUCCAAGACAGUUUGGAUGCAGUUUUACACACUGUAAUUAAUCACAGGAUCUGAAAGCACCAGGAAGGAAGGAGUUGUGAGCAGAGGUCAGUACCAUGAUACUUGAACAACAAAAUAGCUGAGGAGUGUAUUUAAACUGGAUUGCAAGUGAAUUCUGCAAUAAACUAUCGAACAAGCGAGAGGCUGAACAGACUUUAUUUCUCUGUGAAAUGCACUAAUUGCUGAGCAUUUACUGCUGCAGUGCCUCCUAAUGGGACUGGCUGGGCAGUUAUCUGUAGGAACUAAGCAGCUCAAUGUUUAGAAAGCUUUUAGGUUGUGUUCUCAGUUUGGAAGACAUAGAUUUAUCAAGGACAGUAUCUGUUCUGUGUAGAAAAUGGUAUGUGAGAGAGGGCUUCUGACAUGUGCUACAUGGUGAGAGUCUAGUACAAAUAGUAAAUAUUUGGAUGGCUGGUUAUACUGAAAUGAUCUUGAUGGGCCUGAAGAGAUGGUGAAUAAUUUGUGCUGGUGAUAAAUACCUUGCAUUUACAGCUUAUUUAAACAAUAGAAGUAUGUGGCUAAAAAUAUAUGUAUUCAAGCUUAUUUGGGUAGUUUAGAGGUUGUUAAAGCAUUAAAUGGACACUCCAAGUUUUGCAAAGUGCUGUUAGUCCUUGUUUGUGGGAAAUUCUUCAAGGAUCUGUCGAGCACAGUCAACUAAAAUCACUGCAGAAGAACAGUUAACUAUCCUUAGUUUCAGCAAGGUUGUCAACUAUGAGUGAAGUAAUUAGAUCAGAAAGAACUAAAACAUACAUGCAGUAAGAAAAAACAUAUUACAAAACAUUCCCAUCUGCAAAGAUUUUUUUCCCUCGUAGCAAUUAUAAAAUAUAAUUGUGAGGAAGGAAAAAGGAAAAUUAAAUCCAAGUUCAGUUGAGCUGGAAUUUCCCAUAAAAGCAAAUAAUUACAUGAAAAAUAUACCCCUAAUGAGUUUAAGUUGGCAGUAAUUCUCUAGUCAACCAGAAGUCUCCCUGAAAUCAACUGAUCCUUCCGACCAAGCAGGAAAUGUAGACAUGAGAGCUGUGAUCCUUUAGACCAUGAUUACAUUGCUAGAGCACCUUACAGAUUUAUUUCACAAAAUAUCAAUUUGCAGCUUUAAGGUACAUGUAAUUAAAAUUUGCCAAAAGUGUCUUUAAACUUUGAUAUUGCAAGAAAAAGUUAUGAUAUGUACUGAUAUUAAAAAGGCUUUAAUGCUGUGACCACAUGGCAAUACGUGAAAACAUACUCUAGGAUGAAGCCUUAAUUCUCCACUCAAAAUAUGCAACAAACGUGUAAGCAAAGAGUUUCAGACAGAAUUACUGCCUUUCUGUCAAUCUCCCGAGAAAAACAAAGUGUAGCCUUAUAAUUUUCUUCUAUUCACAAGAAGGAACUCAUCACUGAGUAAUUCUGUGAAAGUGAGAAUUCCUGACAUUGAGUUUCAUGUCCCCUUGGUAGCUAAAUCAUAGAUUAACUUGGGUGUUUAACAUGACCUACUACAGAUUUUUUUAUUUCUCCUCCUGUUGAGGAUUUGCCAGCUCUCUUUCCCAUGUGGAUUCUCUCAUAUCUAAUAGGGAAUGAGUUCACACUGCAGCAUUUCCCUCAAUAGCAACACUGGUAAGUGGAUCUGGCCUCCACCCAGCUGUCUAUUUUUACAAAGUCUGUGGGCAAUAGAUUGUCUUGGAGAUCUAUUCCUCUGCCCCACAGAAAUGAAACUAAUAAACAUUUUUGGAGUUCUCAGUGGGAGGACAGACAUACAGACAGGCAUGCAGACAGAUCACACAGCCUUGUUUAGAAGGAAAUCAGGCUAAAUCCAGGCUGAGACCACGGACUGACUUCAAAGGAAGCAGCAGGUCCGGACCAGUAAAUGAAAUAUUAAUGCAUCAGAGUUUUAUGAAGGACCCCACAGCAUUUUUCACUUUCUGUUCUUCACCCCAUUCCUCCACUAGCAAAGCCUCUUUCUAUCAAAUAGUUGUGACUGUUGUGCGUGAGUUCUGAAUAUAUUAAUGCAAUUACUUCUUACGUUUGUUUUGGAAUGCACAGAUCUGCUCAGUAAAUGUGAGGAAAAAGUUCUCUUGAUAUUGGCUUUGUGUUCACCCUCAGAGGUGCCUCUGUUAAUAACAUGCAGAGCAUUUGAAUACACAAUAUAACUGAAAAUUUAGUUUCUUUAGUUAUGUUAGGUGAUGAUGUUCACAACUCUUUGUUCAUACUUUGUUUUCAUUUUGGUUUGCUUUGACACCAAAUAUCUACUCACGUUGCAUUUCUGCCUAGUAGCAAAGGCUGUGUUAUCUUUAUAAAAGACUUUUCACUUCUAAAGACUUUUGCUCACUGCAAAGGACACUUUACUUGAGCCUGCAUGCCAGAGAUGUAAAUUGUAUCAUAUAAUAA